UUUCUCCGCUGAACUAACGGACGGCUCGUGUCUCCGAGCAGAAGGGCGCGUCAUGGCUUUGUUUCUGCUUCUGGUUUGUCUCCGUGUGGACGGUGGUCAGUCUGCGCUCCGGGGGCGCGGGGACGUGUUCACGAACCACUGGGCGGUUCGGAUCUUUGGUGGUCCGGAGAGAGCCGACACGAUCGCAGUAAAGUAUGGCUACAGAAACCUGGGACAGAUAGGCAGGCUGGAGGAUCAUUACCAUUUUCACCACAGCAGAGUGGUUCGCAGGGCUGCCUUCUCUUUGAAAGGACCCCACAGCUUCAUCCAUAUGGAUCCCAAGGUGGACUGGGCCCAACAGCAGGUAGUGAAGCCCAGAGAGAAACGCUCCGUCCAAAGUGAUCCAAACGUCACUUACUUCAAUGACCCUAAAUGGUCCAACAUGUGGUACAUUCACUGCAAUGACAAGAACAGCCGGUGUCGCUCAGAGAUGAACAUUCUGGCUGCCUGGCAAAGAGGAUACACAGGCAGAAACGUGGUGGUCACCAUACUGGACGACGGCAUAGAGAGGAACCACCCUGAUCUCUCUCAGAACUUUGACCAUCUUGCGAGCUUUGACGUGAAUGGGAAUGACUACGAUCCUACUCCACGUUAUGAUUCCCGCAAUGAAAACAUACAUGGGACUCGGUGUGCUGGUGAAGUGGCAGCGGCAGCCAACAACUCCCACUGCAUCGUUGGAGUUGCCUACAACGCUCGCAUUGGAGGGAUUCGAAUGCUGGAUGGUGAUGUGACUGACAUAGUGGAGGCCAAGUCUUUGGGAAUUCGACCUGACUACAUCCACAUCUACAGUGCCAGCUGGGGACCAAAAGAUGACGGCAGGACAGUAGAUGGCCCGGGGCCUUUAACUAAGCAGGCUUUUGAGCAAGGCAUCAGGAAGGGCCGCAAAGGCCUGGGGUCCAUAUUUGUCUGGGCAGCAGGUAAUGGAGGUCAGCAGGAUGAUCACUGUUCAUGUGAUGGUUACACCAGCAGCAUCUACACCAUCUCUGUCUCGAGCACCACAGAGAAUGGAAAUAAGCCCUGGUACCUAGAGAUGUGUAGCUCCAUCAUGGCCACAACCUACAGCAGUGGAGAGUUUCACGAGCGGAAGAUCGUUACCACUGAUAUCUGGCAUCGCUGCACUGAGGGUCAUACAGGCACUUCUGUCUCUGCUCCCAUUGUGGCUGGAAUCAUAGCUCUCGCUCUGGAGGCAAACCUUUUACUCACAUGGAGGGACGUACAGCACCUGUUAGUGAAGACAUCCAGACCUGCCCACCUUAAAGCUGAUGACUGGAAGACCAAUGCUGCUGGACACAAAGUCAGCCACCUGUAUGGUUUUGGCCUGGUGGACGCAGAUGCUAUGGUGCUGGAGGCAACGAAGUGGAGGACCGUUCCUCCUCAGCACACCUGCAGUCAGAUGCCUGCACGCCAAACCAGGCACAUCCAUGCCGGUCAGAGCCUGAACAGCAGUGUUACCGUCUCUGGAUGCUCGGAGGAACCAGAGCAGCAUGUGGAUUACCUUGAGCAUGUGGUGGUCAGGGUGUUUAUUGUUCACCCACGACGGGGGGACCUGAAGAUCAACCUCAUCUCUCCAUCGGGCACAAGAACACAGCUUCUGGCCAGAAGAUUAUUUGACAGCUCCAAAGAGGGCUUCAGGGACUGGGAGUUCAUGACUGUUCAUUUUUGGGGUGAGAGGUCAGAGGGCAGAUGGACACUGGAGAUUACCGACUCCCCUUCAAAGCUGCGUAACCCUGAGGUGCUGGGCAGCCUUAAAGAAUGGACUUUGAUCCUUUAUGGCACAUCUCAAAACCUGUACCAGCAGCACUCUGUUCAAAACUCCUUCUCAAAAAAGUUGGAGAACCCUGGAUCAGAGGACCUGGAAGAGCCAGAGGUCCAAGAGGAAGAGGAGGAGGAGUACAGGGGGCCAUGCCACAGUGAGUGUGGAAACCAGGGCUGUGAUGGACCCGACACUGAACACUGUCUCAACUGCAUUCACUUCAGUCUGGGCAGCUUAAAAAGUGGCAGAACCUGCGUAAGUCACUGUCCUCUGGGACACUACGAGAUCCUGUUGUCUCGUCGGUGUGGGCGCUGCUAUAAAGGCUGUGAGAGGUGUGUUGGCCCACUUCCUGGUGACUGUCUCUCCUGCAGAACAGGCCUGUACCUCAGCACGCUCAACUCUAGCUGCACCAACACCUGCCCCCCGACUUACUUUGCAGACGAGACUCAGAGACGGUGUGUGAAGUGUCAUGACACCUGUGUUACGUGUCAGCGACAGGCCGACAAAUGUACUGCCUGCAGCGAAGGCUACCGUCUUGCAGGGAUGACUUGUGUUCCCGAAUGCAGCAACAGAACCUUUUUCCAUCUGGAAGAGAUGUCCUGCAGCCCUUGUCAUUCGUCUUGUAAGACUUGCACAGGGCCGGGUGAGGAGGAGUGCAUCCAGUGUGCCGAGGGCUUCCUGCAGCAGGAGUGGAGAUGUGUGCAGGCCUGUGCUCCUGGAUACUACUCUGAAAAAACAGCAGGACUUCCUCAUAAGAUUUGUCACAGCAUGUUUCUCAUUAAGCUGCUUCUUUUCUCCUCCUGUCUAUCAGCUGAUGAGGUGUUCUGUGAGAUGGUGAAGUCCAACCGUCUGUGUGAAAAGAAGUUUUACCAGCAGUUCUGCUGCCGCACCUGCCUGAUGAACGGAUGA
Molecule: messenger RNA, 2701 nt
Organism: Nematolebias whitei (Rio pearlfish)
Lineage: Eukaryota; Metazoa; Chordata; Actinopteri; Cyprinodontiformes; Rivulidae
Product: proprotein convertase subtilisin/kexin type 6-like
Exons: 20
Coding region: 53-2701 (882 amino acids)
Biological process (GO): peptide hormone processing
Cellular component (GO): cell surface; membrane
Molecular function (GO): serine-type endopeptidase activity
Source: RefSeq, a predicted model, not a curated record